AUGUGUGCAUACGCUUUGCUCUCAAUGAUGAACCGUCGUUUUCGCGGACGGCACUGUGCGGCGGUGAUCGCCACGCUCGCCUUGUUCGGCGUGUUGCUCAGCCACGCCGAUCAGAUCACGUACCUGGGUGUCUUCCCGGCGAUGGAGGGCGAGACCGUAGUGAAUGUACUGAGUGUCGGGGCACUGAAGGCGGAGUGCCCUGGAGGGGUUCUCUCCUACCACGUUGAUGCUACCUACGGCAACAAUGCCAGCUUCCCGCGGUUGCAUGACCCCACACUCGAAUUCACCGCUCUUUUCACCGGUAUGACGGUGGGCUUUCGGUCAACGUACGUGGACCUCAUGGUGCGGUGCAAUGUCAUCACCCCCGUUGGUGGGACGUCGCGCGUGUACUACCGUAUCUCGCCGGGCACGACGACGACGACAACGACGACAACGACGACAACGACGACCACUGCACCGAUCAUGCAGUGCUCUGGCAACUACAAUUACUCGCUGACGCUCAGUUCAGAUGGCACGUUCGCGGAGCAGAUUACCAGCCUCUCCGCUCGUGCAACAGCUGCCGGCACGUUCUGCACUUCGGGCACAAUCUUGGCGACACUGGAACCGCCUACUCAUGGCACGGUUCGGUGGAACAACUCGGGCACCUUCUACUACACCCCCUUCAUCCCCAAGGUGGGCAACGCGGUGGACUCCUUCAAGUUCCAGCUGACAUGCUCGAGCGAGGGCUCCAGGUGUGAAGGCACGGCGCUCAUCUCCAUCGUCGACGAGGACAAGGACGAAAUUUACUAUGCUAUGGAGGGCGCAAUCGUGUGCCGUGGCACCUGCGACGCAGACGCGUGGCGCGCCAAACCGACGGACCUCGCUCUCUUCGACGUGAACAAGACAGGCGCCGCUGUGACGCCGCGCAAGGACUCCCGUUCCGUGGACGGGGUCGACUUUGACUUCACAGUGAAGGGUAACCUGAUCAUCCACGCAUACACCACGAUAGGCAACCUUGCCGCCCGCUUUGUGACCUUUUCCCCCAUCUCAAAGGCCAACGCGCAGGGGUUCUUCGACUCCACCUCCGUCCUGGACGGCUCGCACGUCUCCUUCGAACCGUCGUGCCUAGACAAGCAGGCAAGCACCGGCAGGGGUGCUGACAUUUGGAGCUGGACGGACAUGAAUGAGCUGAAGGGCCACCUCAACACUCUGGCCGACGCAUACAAGUUAGGCGACAACUACUACCAGAAGUUUGGAGGUAAUCACCGCCACUGCGACGUGUACCGUCUAGACCCGUGCAAGUACGCGCCUCUCAUGACGCCGACGCUGAGAGACAAAAACGAAAAGCUGGACAGCAACGCAACGCCAUCCGUGAGGUGGAGGCUGUAUAUUAAUGAUUGCGACGCAACGUGGGUGGGCAAGGCGUCGGUAGAGUCGCUGCGCGCGCUGCGCCAGCCAGACGGCUCUCCCACCUUUAAGCUGGAGGGCAAAGGGACGUACUUGGUCGGCAUUGUGUACUCACAGUCGGUGAAGCCGGCAAAUUGGAACUUCCCGUCAGCCGGCAUUGUGCACACGGAGACGGCUUACCAGCUGCGUCUUAAGAUCCAUAAUGUUAUCAUCGUCGACGCUGCCGCACGUCUUUCGAGCGGCUCUAGCGUUCCACAGCUCCAGAUGAACUCCGACAUUCAGUACUCCACAGGCAAACGAACAGACACCCUAGAGCGUCUUUACCGUUACUCUGUUCUGCUCUACCCGUACUUUGCGGCCAACAACACAGCUGCUAACAUAACCUCUCUCUCGCUGACGGUUGUCUCCACGACGCUGCUGAACUCCACGUGGACGUCGCCGAGCAAGGUAGAAUGCCCGAUGUGCACUGGCACAAUGAUGAGCUGCAGAGGUACGGGGAACGGAUUCGAGACGGACUGCGGUGACAAGGCCCUCAUAACGUUCGAGGCGCUCGAUUACAACGCGUCCGAUUUUGAGAGCUCCAUCACCAACGAGGGCAUCUCCGGAAAGUCCGCGAGUACGUCGGUGAGCCCGAAUAAUGCGCUGCGAGUGACGUUUGCCGCGCGCGUGAACGGUAUGGGGUCGGUUGAGGCGACGGGCGCCUACCCAGUCGGCGCCUUCGCCAUAUCUGUAAAGUUGUCGUGCGGCCAGGUGUUCGACGUCGUCGUGAACCAGACAGAUUACAUCAGCGAGCUCAACACGCGGUUCCUCGACACGGAGCUAUGCCGGCCGAGCGCGUACUGGCCUGUGCCGGACCCGCUGGGAUCGUCGGUUCCAGUGAAGCCAUACAGCGCCGAGGCGCUGGCCUUCCUCCCCGGCACCUCCACUAGCGAAGAGGAAGAGGAGAAGAGUGAAAGCUACUACGGCACCCCUGAGCGACUGACAAGUCCGAGCAUGUGUGCCACGGCGCCGAACAAGGAGAGCACUCAUAUUCAUCUGGACAACAUGACGGCCAUCAUUGAGAACGAAAAGGGAAAUGUGACCGUCUCCAUGUGUGCCGUGGCAGACGAGCGGACGUUUGGCACAACGGACUGGGUCAUGGUUUCUUUGCCUCGCAUCCACGAGGAGACAAAGAAGAUCAACUCCGAGGUGAUUCAGAGCAUCGUUGGUGAUGAAACGCUUAGUAACGACUCUUACACAGUAGCGCAGCUGCAGUACCUCACGCUGUCUGUGCGGGUGUCGGAGGUGAUGUCGAGCCUGCUUGCCGGCAGCUCUGCGGAGGGCUACGUCAACAUUUUGCUGGACGGUGACAACGCCCCCAGAUCCAGACGCAGAGAAGAGGAAAUAUGGAUGUAUCCGGAGAGCAACUCGUCAUCCGACCAGCCAGACGCAUACCUGCCGUGGGAGAUGUACGCCUCAUCGCUCAGUUAUCGUCGCAUCGCACACAACAACAACGCUAACGCUAGCGAAACGGAGCCCUUCAACUUUGCCUUCAUCCCUGGCUCCCUGCUGCACUCUGGCAGCCGCAUCCGUGUUCCUAUGAUCAUCCGCGCUGCGAUCAAAUUUGUCACGUACGCUUUCACGGAGGCUAACUCCACGCACUCCUCGCAGCGCGUGAAGAAACACGAGCGUGAGGAGGCGCUGCUGUACAUUGUUUCCGUGAGCCGCAGCAUCUCCGCUGCUCUGCGCUUUGACACAGACACCUACAACCCGGUCAUCACCCAGUCGGGCAUCGCAGCGAAGCCGGCCACCGCCAUUCUCAUCGUGCUCAUUGUCGCCGUCGUGUGCGUGCUCGGCGCGUUCAUGUACGUGGAGGUGACGUACAAGCGCAUUAUUCACAAUGCUAAGUACCAUCCCAAGGGUCCCGACAGCCCGGUGGGCAUCCGCUACGGGCGUGACGGCAAGCCAAAGGAGAAUCAGAAGGCGGCCAAAGAGGGCAGUCGCACAGAGGCCGUCGUGUCGUUCUCUGACUUCACGGCGCGCACCGCGAAGGGCACAGUCGCGGGUGACACCACGACGUCCUCGAUCAAGACAAAGUUUGGCGUCGUGCGCGGAGAACAGAAGCGUGUGCCGGAGUCGGUGGCUGGCUCUAGCUCCGCGUCGAGCGAGGCGGACAGCGCUGCAAAGCUGAUGGAUGGCUACAUCGUGGAAAAUCCACCCAUCGGAGAGGAACAGCCCCGGGUCGAGGACGGCGAGGUGGCCGAGUUCUAA
Messenger RNA from Leishmania braziliensis MHOM/BR/75/M2904, 3636 nucleotides. RefSeq lists its product as hypothetical. Lineage: Eukaryota; Euglenozoa; Kinetoplastea; Trypanosomatida; Trypanosomatidae. The transcript has a single exon. The record is from RefSeq and is a predicted model, not a curated record. The coding region runs from base 1 to 3636 and encodes 1211 amino acids.